Sapajus apella (tufted capuchin) is the source of this 7460-nucleotide messenger RNA. RefSeq names its product fer-1 like family member 6 (gene FER1L6). Gene Ontology annotation, cellular component: membrane. The coding region runs from base 1410 to 7049 and encodes 1879 amino acids. The record is from RefSeq and is a predicted model, not a curated record. Gene Ontology annotation, biological process: plasma membrane organization. The transcript has 41 exons. Lineage: Eukaryota; Metazoa; Chordata; Mammalia; Primates; Cebidae.
CACCUCAGCCUACCAAAGUGCGGGGAUUACAGGCGUGAGCUACCAUGCCAGGCCAAAAAAUUCUUUUAAAUUUCCCUUCAAUUUCUCUUUGAGAGGAUAGCUCUUUACAAUUCUCUUUGAGAGGAUAGCUCACUGGUACUAUUUACUUAAACACAGGGUUUGUAACCCAUUGCACAUUAGAGAGAAUCACCAGGGAAGCUUAAAAACCACCAAGCCUUGCUCCCAUCACUGACCGAUGAAAUCACACUCUUGAGGAUGGUAUCUGGCCAAGUGUGGAGCACAGUUUUAGAAAGCUACCCCUAUAUGGAUUAGAUCUGUAGCCAAAGUUGGGGCAUCAUUGCCUUGAUGAAACAGAACAUUCAAUAUGUAAGUUUUGAUGAGAAGAUCAUGAGGGGACAGAGAAGUUCUAAAAGCAUGGUGAGACAGGGUAUCACAUGGAUUUAUAUUUUAACAAUUUCUGUUGAAAUCUAUAUCACAACGGUUUCUAUGUGUAGUGGUUUGCCAUUAAUGAACACAUCUUAGUCUUAGAAAGCAAGACGAGUACCUAGAUAGGACAUCCUCAAGAAGGCAUUUUCCAGCAGGCUACUGGAAAUUUAUCUACAGGUUUUUCAGAUAACCUUUGAAUGAUGGAAAAAUGUUGUGAUUUUGUUUUGUUUUAAGAUGGACCUCAUUAUAUGCAAAUUCCUUUUUUGGAUGAAAAGACUUCAUCAAAUACAUAAAUUUUUUUAAGUGUGGAAUGAUUUCACAUAAAUUCACAACUCUGCUAAAGGUUAUUUUUUUUUUUAAUUUAUAUUUUUUUUCUGUACUGGGUGUUAUGGCUUUGGGUUUGGAAGGUGAGGUGCACAGGUAACCUGCAUCCUGAGCCCUCUUAGGUAGUGAAGAGAGCAGCAUGGGCCAGUACUGUUGACACAAGUAACUUAGUGCUUGGCCAUUUGGCCUGAGCUGCCUCCAUUCUGCAGUGAAGGUAGAGAAGGUGAUUCCAGAAGGGGAAUCUGGUGACACAAGUGGAAGAACACAUGGCAACUCUGGCUGUGAGCAGUGCUCUAAUCCUGACUCUGCUGAGCCAUGGACAUGACAUUAAAUUAGCUAUUUGUAGAGCUUUUAAUAGUUCAGCAUGAGGACUCAAUAAGGUCAUCUGUGUAACAUCCCAGUGAGAAAAAGCGGAACUAACCUUAUGGGCACUUCCUGAACAAGAGGAACAGCAGAGGAGCCUGGAGCUCAGAGAAGUUCCAUGUCCAGCCCUAGUGACAUAGUUGGAAAGUGGCGUACAUGAGACCCACACUCCAGCAGUCCAGCCCCUCUUUCUUGUGCCAGGCUGGCUGCCUCUCUGCAGUGCGGGCCUUGUGGUUAAACACUGAGUAAUGCCACCAGAACAGAUGUGCUGAGCAAAUUAACAUGUGCCUCAUUUAAUGCUCUUAUUGUUUGGAUACAGAUAUCGGAGUCGCAGUAGCUUUCACCCUGAGGAGACCAGAAAGGGGAUGUUUGGGCUGAAGCUGAAGAAGAAGAAGAAUAAGGCAGAGAAGGGGUUAAUCCUAGCCAACAAGGCCGCGAAAGAUAGUCAAGGUGACACUGAAAUACCACAGGAGGAAUCUUCUCACCAGGAAGGACCAGGAGAUUUGGUCCAUAAUGAUGCUUCUAUCUUUCCUAUCCCCUCAGCUCCUCCAAAGAGAAGAUCAAAACUGUUGACUAAGAUCCAUGAUGGGGAGGUCAGAUCCCAAAAUUAUCAAAUUGCCAUAACCAUCACCGAGGCUCGCCAGCUGGUAGGUGAGAACAUUGACCCAGUUGUGACCAUUGAGAUCGGGGAUGAGAAGAAGCAAAGCACAGUGAAGGAAGGAACCAACAGCCCAUUUUAUAAUGAAUACUUUGUCUUCGACUUCAUUGGGCCCCAAGUGCAUCUUUUUGACAAGAUCAUCAAAAUCUCAGUCUUUCACCACAAGCUGAUAGGAAGUGUACUGAUUGGCUCUUUCAAAGUAGAUCUGGGGACCGUGUACAACCAACCUGGUCAUCAGUUCUGCGACAAGUGGGCCCUGCUCACAGACCCUGGCGACAUCAGGACGGGCACCAAGGGAUACCUGAAAUGUGACAUCAGCGUGAUGGGGAAAGGCGACGUCUUGAAGACCAACACUAAAACUUCUGACGCCGAGGAGCAAAUAGAAAAGAAUCUUUUGAUCCCCGAUGGGUUCCCAUCAGAGAGACCCUGGGCCAGAUUCUAUGUGAGACUCUACAAAGCAGAAGGUUUGCCCAAAAUGAACUCAAGCAUCAUGGCAAACGUCACCAAGGCAUUUGUGGGUGACAGUAAGGACCUGGUGGAUCCCUUCGUGGAGGUGUCCUUUGCUGGGCAGACGGGGAGAACCACAGUGCAAAAGAACUGUGCUGAUCCUGUGUGGCAUGAACAGGUGAUCUUCAAGGAAAUGUUCCCUCCCUUGUGUCGGAGGGUGAAAAUCCAGGUGUGGGAUGAAGGCAGCAUGAAUGACGUAGCACUGGCAACCCAUUUCAUUGACCUGAAGAAAAUCUCCAAUGAACAGGAUGGAGACAAAGGCUUUCUGCCCACCUUUGGGCCUGCCUGGAUUAACCUGUAUGGCUCGCCCAGGAACCACAGUCUGAUGGAUGACUACCAGGAACUGAAUGAAGGCUUUGGGGAAGGCGUGUCAUUCAGGGGCAGAAUCUUGGUAGAAAUUGCUGUGGAAAUCCUCUCAGGAGGGGCACAGGAAUCUAAAUUUUCCAAGGCCCUGAAGGAGUUCAAGUUGCCUUCCAAGGACAAAGACUCCAAAUCUUCCAAAGGUAAAGACAAGGCUGACAAAACUGAUGAUGGAAAAUCCCAACAGGCUUCAAACAAAACGAACUCAACCGAGGUGGAGGUGGAGCCCUUUGAUGUCCCCCCAGAGAUUGUACCAGAAAAAUGUGAGGAAUUUUUACUCUUUGGAGCAUUUUUUGAAGCUACCAUGAUUGACCGGAAGAUUGGAGAUAAACCCAUCAGCUUUGAAGUUUCUGUUGGUAAUUUUGGAAACCUGAUUGAUGGAGGGUCCCAUCGUGGGAGUAAGAAGUCAGCUGAAUCAGCUGAAGAAGACCUCCUUCCGCUGCUUCAGGAAGGACAAGGGGAUGCGACCCAUGAUGCUCCCAUUCCUAUGGCCUCCACCACUCACCCAGAGAAGCCACUGGUGACAGAAGGGAACAGGAAUUACAACUAUUUGCCAUUUGAGGAUAAGAAGCCCUGUGUCUACUUCAUCAGCUCUUGGGGAGACCAGACCUUCAGGCUGCACUGGUCCAACAUGCUAGAGAAAAUGGCAGACUUUCUGGAAGAAAGUAUAGAAGAAAUGAGAGAAUUGAUUAAGAUUUCAGAGGAGGCACCUGAAGAGAAAAUGAAAACAGUGCUCAGUGACUUCAUCAGUCAAAGCAGCGCCUUUAUCUCUGAAGCAGAAAAAAAGCCCAAGAUGUUGAACCAAACCACUUUAGAUAAGAAACGUCUUACGCUCUGCUGGCAGGAGCUGGAGGCAAUGUGCAAGGAGGCCAAGGGGAUCAUUCAGCAGCAGAAGAAAAAGUUAUCUCUUGAUGAAAUGAUUCACGAAGCUCAGAACUUUGUGGAAAAAAUCCGCUUUCUUGUUGAUGAGCCCCAGCACACCAUCCCUGAUGUUUUCAUCUGGAUGCUCAGCAACAACAAGAGAGUGGCCUAUGCCCGCAUCGCCGCCAAAGACCUCCUCUAUUCCCCUGUCACAGGGCAGAUGGGCAAACACUGCGGCAAGAUCAAAACUCACUUCCUCAAACCUCCUGGAAAACGACUGGCUGGUUGGUCUGUGCAAGCAAAAGUCGACGUGUACCUGUGGCUGGGCUCCAUCAAGCAUGCCAGUGCCAUUUUGGACAACUUACCAGCAGGCUAUGAAGCAGAAAUGUCCUCCAAAGGGGCUGGCACCAAUCACCCCCCUUCCAACCUAUGCUACCAAGACCGGCAUAUUUUUCAGCUGAGAGCUCACAUGUACCAAGCCCGGGGCCUCAUCGCGGCUGACAGCAGCGGACUUUCAGACCCUUUUGCCAAAGUCACGUUCCUUUCUCACUGCCAGACCACAAAGGUCAUCUCCCAGACCCUCUCUCCAACCUGGAACCAGAUGCUGCUGUUCAAUGACUUGGUGCUACAUGGAGAUGUGAAGGAGCUGGCAGAGUCCCCGCCCUUAGUGGUGGUGGAGCUAUAUGACAGUGACGCUGUGGGGAAGCCAGAAUAUUUGGGUGCCACAGUGGCUGCUCCUGUUGUGAAGCUGGCUGACCAGGACUAUGAGCCUCCCAGGUUAUGCUAUCACCCCAUCUUUUGUGGGAACCUCUCUGGCGGGGAUCUCCUUGCUGUAUUUGAACUGCUACAGGUCCCGCCAUCUGGGCUGCAGGGGCUCCCACCCAUUGAGCCACCAGACAUCACCCAGAUCUACCCGGUUCCUGCCAACAUUCGGCCGGUGCUGAGCAAAUACCGAGUGGAGGUUCUCUUCUGGGGAGUUCGUGAAAUGAAGAAGGUGCAGCUCCUCUCGGUGGAUCGGCCCCAGGUUCUCAUCGAGUGUGGAGGACGAGGCGUGAAGUCCUGUGUGAUCCAGAGCUACAAGAACAACCCGAACUUCAGCGUCCAGGCUGAUGCUUUCGAAGUGGAACUGCCUGAGAACGAGCUUCUGCACCCACCACUGAGCAUCUGUGUGGUAGACUGGAGAGCUUUUGGGAGAAGUACGCUUGUGGGAACCUACACCAUCAACUACUUGAAGCAGUUUUUAUGUGAAUCCAGAGAGCCCCUUGCCCUCAUCUCACAGGUGGACGGAACCCAAGUUGGGCAUGAGAUUUCAGAUUCACUAACAGCCACUGAGUCCACUGGAGCCACCAGCACCUCCCAGGAUCUCCCAACAGAUGACAUUUAUGUGGAUGUUGAGCCACCUCCCACAGUGGUGCCCGACUCUGCCCAGGUUCAGCCAGCCAUCGUGGUUGACAUCCCUGACUCAUCCCCGAUGCUGGAGCCUGAACACAAACCUGUAGCCGGGGAGCCACCAAAAGAUGGAAAACCUAAGGAUCCUAGGACACCUUCCCGAAGGUCCACAAAGAGAAAAAAGAGAACCAUAGCAGAUGAAUCUGCUGAAAACGUGAUUGACUGGUGGUCUAAGUAUUAUGCCUCCCUGAAGAAAGCACAGAAGGCAAAGGAGAGCAAUCCCAAGAAGAAAAAAGGCAAUAUGGAGGCAAAGCCAGAUGAGGUAGUGGUAGAUCUAGAAGAUGGCCCAAAGAAGAAGAAAGAUAAAAUGCCCAAGAAGAAACUCAAAGAUGAUGGAAUCCCCAACCUGGCCAUCUUGCAGAUAUAUGAUGGUGAUCUCGAGAGUGAAUUCAACAAUUUUGAAGACUGGGUGAAAACCUUUGAGCUCUUCAGAGGCAAGUCUACAGAAGAUGACCAUGGUCUUGAUGGAGACCGAGUUAUAGGAAAAUUUAAGGGCUCCUUCUGCAUCUACAAAAGCCCUGAGGAUUCUAGCUCCGAGGACAGUGGGCAGCUGAGAAUCCAGCAAGGAAUUCCACUUAAUCACCCAGUCACAGUGCAGAUCAGAGUGUACAUUGUUGCGGCAUUUAAUCUUAGCCCAGCUGAUCCAGAUGGCAAAUCAGAUCCCUACAUUGUGAUCAAGCUUGGCAAAACAGAAAUCAAAGACCGGGAUAAAUACAUCCCCAAACAACUGAACCCAGUAUUUGGAAGGUCAUUUGAAAUCCAAGCCACGUUCCCGAAAGAAUCCCUGCUCUCCAUCCUGAUCUACGAUCACGACAUGAUUGGGACAGAUGACCUUAUUGGUGAGACCAAGAUCGACCUGGAGAACCGCUUCUACAGCAAACACAGAGCCAUCUGUGGCUUGCAGAGCCAGUAUGAGAUAGAAGGAUACAAUGCCUGGAGAGACACAUCCAAACCCACUGAGAUCCUCACCAAGCUCUGCAAAGACAACAAGCUGGAUGGACCCUACUUUCGCCCUGGAAAAAUACAGAUAGGAAAACAAGUCUUUUCGGGAAAAACUGUCUUCACUGAAGAGGACACUGAUGAGACAGUGGAGUCUUAUGAACACCUGGCCCUGAAGGUUUUACACUCUUGGGAGGAUAUCCCGGAAGUCGGGUGCAGGCUGGUUCCCGAGCACAUAGAAACUCGGCCGCUGUACCACAAAGAUAAGCCAGGAAUGGAGCAGGGCCGCCUGCAGAUGUGGGUAGACAUGUUUCCCAAGGAUAUGCCUCAACCUGGACCUCCUGUUGACAUCUCUCCAAGGCGACCCAAAGGAUAUGAAUUGAGAGUGACCAUCUGGAACACUGAAGAUGUCAUUUUAGAGGAUGAGAAUAUCUUCACAGGCCAAAAAUCAAGUGAUAUUUAUGUGAAAGGAUGGUUAAAGGGUUUGGAGGAUGACAAGCAGGAGACAGACGUGCAUUACAACUCCCUGACUGGAGAGGGUAACUUCAACUGGCGCUUCCUGUUUCCGUUCCAGUAUCUCCCAGCUGAGAAGCAAAUGGUCAUUACCAAGAGAGAGAAUAUUUUCUCUUUAGAGAAGAUGGAGUGUAAGACUCCUGCUGUGUUGGUGCUGCAGGUUUGGGAUUUUGAAAGGCUGUCCUCAGAUGACUUCUUGGGCACCCUGGAAAUGAACCUCAACAGUUUCCCUCGAGCAGCUAAGUCUGCCAAAGCCUGCGAUCUCGCCAAGUUUGAAAAUGCAAGUGAGGAGAACAAGAUCUCUAUAUUCCAGCAAAAACGUGUGCGUGGCUGGUGGCCUUUUUCUAAAAGCAAAGAACUCACAGGCAAGGUUGAAGCUGAGUUCCACCUAGUCACAGCAGAAGAAGCUGAGAAGAAUCCUGUUGGAAAAGCUCGAAAGGAGCCAGAGCCCCUGGCCAAGCCCAACCGCCCAGACACCUCCUUUUCCUGGUUCAUGAGCCCCUUUAAGUGCCUGUACCACCUCAUCUGGAAGAAUUACAAGAAGUACAUCAUCAUUGGUUUCAUUCUGAUCAUCCUCAUCAUCUUCCUGGUCCUUUUCAUCUACACCUUGCCAGGAGCCAUCAGCCGAAGGAUCGUUGUGGGCUCAUAGAGGGUCACGGAGGACCCAGACUCUCCCAUUAUACUAAUCCUCUCUUCCUCAUCCAGGAGCAUCUAAGAACAUGUCCCAUACAUGGUGCCAUGUUGAGUGCUAAGGGGACAGACAGAUCAAUGCUUCUUAGAAGAGAUGGAAAGGAAAUUCCAUUCCCUCCCUGCUGCAACCCCUGCCACCAAGUUUCAAACUUAUAAGAUGUAAGGCAUGCUGCAUGAAAUAAGGCACUUUCACCUCAUAGUAAUCAACAGUGACCUCAAAUUGACUUAGAUAAAUGUUUUCUUUAUGUAAUUGGUUAUAUUCUGAGAAGCUGAGUUCUGGGUCUGAGAUUUUAUUAGAAGUACUUUAUUUUAAAUAAAAUUUUAGGCUGGGUGUGGUGGCUCACGCCUGUAAUACCAGGGGAGGCUGAGG